This is a messenger RNA of Myripristis murdjan (pinecone soldierfish), 2767 nucleotides long. It is a transcript of the gene lfng, whose product is annotated as LFNG O-fucosylpeptide 3-beta-N-acetylglucosaminyltransferase. The record is from RefSeq and is a predicted model, not a curated record. Gene Ontology annotation, molecular function: O-fucosylpeptide 3-beta-N-acetylglucosaminyltransferase activity. Gene Ontology annotation, biological process: pattern specification process. Gene Ontology annotation, cellular component: Golgi membrane. NCBI's taxonomy places the organism in Eukaryota, Metazoa, Chordata, Actinopteri, Holocentriformes, Holocentridae. The transcript is spliced from 8 exons. The coding region runs from base 34 to 1155 and encodes 373 amino acids.
UUAUUUUUAUUUUUUAUUUUUUAAGAUUUAAUCAUGUUGAAAAAUAAUGGGAAAAAGAUAACUAUCUCUAUAGCCAGCACAGCAUUUCUCUGCCUUCUGUUGGUCCUGGUUGCGGUGCAGCAUCACCGGGUUCAGGUGAAUGGGGGGCCGGGUGAGGAGGACACGGGGACGCGCUCUCUCCAGGGUCCGGACAGUGUCGCUGCGGACGGAGCGCAGGGGGACGCGCAGGUCAAGAAGGGAUUCUCCGCGUAUUUUACCAAACUGACCCGCGGGCGGAGAGAGGCGGACAGGCCCGCGCAGUCCUCGGUGUCCGCCACAGACGCGCCUCCAGCUGAGGACAUCAGCGCCAGUGACAUCUUCAUCGCCGUGAAGACCACCAAGAAGUUUCACCAGUCCAGGCUCAACCUCCUUCUGGAUACCUGGAUCUCAAGAAACAUGCAGCAGACUUACAUCUUCACCGAUGGAGAGGACGAGGAGCUGAAAAAGAAAAUUGGGAGUCAUGCUAUCAACACCAACUGUUCUGCGGCCCACAGCCGGCAAGCUCUAUCCUGCAAGAUGGCGGUGGAGUACGACAAGUUCAUCGAGUCUGGGAAAAAGUGGUUCUGUCACGUAGAUGAUGACAACUACGUGAACGUGCGCACUCUGGUGAAGCACCUGUCCCAGUACCCCCACACCCAGGACAUGUACAUCGGCAAACCCAGCCUGGACCGCCCCAUCGAGGCCACGGAGAGGCUGGGGGACAACAAGAUGAGACCAGUCAACUUCUGGUUUGCCACUGGAGGGGCAGGCUUCUGUGUGAGCCGCGGUCUAGCGUUGAAGAUGAGCCCGUGGGCCAGCGGUGGCCACUUCAUGAACACGGCAGAGAAGAUUCGCCUGCCCGACGACUGCACCAUCGGCUACAUCAUUGAGUCGGUGCUGGGGGUUCCUCUGACCCGCAGCAACCUCUUCCACUCCCACCUGGAGAACCUGCAACAGGUGUCCCGAUCUGAGAUUCACAAGCAGAUCACAUUGAGUUAUGGGAUGUUUGAAAACAAGAGGAAUAUCAUCAAUAUGAAAGGGGCUUUUCCUGUGGAGGAGGAUCCAUCACGGUUCAAGUCUGUGCACUGUCUGCUGUAUCCAGACACCCCAUGGUGCCCCCCUCAGGUUGCCUUUUAGGGCGACCGCUCCUUUCUUAUCCUCGUCCCCGUCAAGCCUCGGUAUCUGAAAGGCUCGCGGGGACCAGUGUUUGGUAUUAGACCACGUGGCUGCUGUAUUUUUGCUGCAGUGGCACAUGGUCUUUAAUGGUUUUACUGGGCUGCUGUGCGGCCCGCCUUGGGACACUUCCUUCCUGUCCGGUGCCUGGACCUCGUCCCGUGUGGCAGGGCAAGAGGAGCCAAGCUGCUGGCAGGAAGUCGCUUUCAGCAUUAAGCUUUGCAGGCAAUCAGUUGAAUUUUGUGAUGUAUAUGUUGCUUGUAAAUGUAUUUGCAAUUCUCAUAGAAUGUAUUGUCAUAUAUUCAAGCCUUUUUGCCAGCUUUACAUAGUCAUUUUGUUCAUUUCUGGUUGUUUCCUUUUCAAGAGCUCAAUUCAGGUCAGCCAUUCAGGUCUAUUUGUAUAGGCUUUCUUGGCUUUUUAUCACAAAUUGGCAUUUCCAGGAUUGUGGGAGAAUUAAGUUAUCUUUGGGCAUUUACGUUGUUUCUUUUGAUCUUUUAACUCAAAUGACUCCGGACAAAUUCUCUAAAUAUGAAGAUAUUUUUCUGCCUUUAAGUUAAAUGUAAGUGUCAGUGUUAUUACUCUCACAACUUGAGCUGGCAAUUGGCAGUUUUCCAAAUGCAUCCUUGGGAAAUCUAAUGUGAGGUAUUCCAGGACAAAGCACUUUUUCUUUUUGAUGUUUUAAAUGAACUGACUGAAUUUACGUCCAUUGGUGAAAUGCUUCAGAUCUGUGUCAACACCAACUAAUUCCCCCCCAGAAGUCAAUAUCUCUUCAUUUUAAUGUAUUUAAUAACGCUCCUUGCAUUUGUUACAAUCAGGGAAAAGUAAUAUUUGGCAGAGAUAUUGAUUUGGGGUUACAAUCGACUUUUGCCUUGCUUCAAAAAGUUUUUUUUCUUUGUUUGAAAAUUGCACAGCUGGGUUUCAAAUGAACUGAUGUUUGCUCUUGUAAAGAAACUCACCUCAAGAGGCUCAACAGUAGAGGAUUACUGACCUUUAUAUUAGAUGCCAUGUGAAGAGAACCCAAAACAACAAGUCCUGUUUGAAUCAAUGGCAUCUCAGUAAUAACCACAUGUGUAAUAUGAACCACAGUCUGCAAUAGUUUGCACAAGACAGACUGAUGAGCUUCCUGAUUGCUUUUGCUAUUAUCGACAUGAAUGUCCCUCAGUUCCACGUAAUACUGGAGAGUUUUAUUGCUGGUGGGAGCUUAACAAGAGCAACAUCUGUGUUUCACAGAGGCUUUCCACCUCUGUUUUCUCCGACCCACAUUGGGUAACUCUGUACAUUUGAUUACAGUAUUGUGUACUGUGCCUCUGUUUAAAUCUGUAGCAGCUGUAUAUCUUUAGAAUGUUAUUUCACCUUGAGGUUUACACAUGCUUUUUGUCGACCUCGACCGUGAUGUUGUACUGCUUUGAAUUGUGCUGAAUGACUGUGGAUUAUUCUCCAGUAUCUGGGGGAUUGACACAGUUCAUUCCAAUACUGGCUUCUCAGGGAUUAUGAUCUGAUCCUGGUAUUGUUACCGUGGGAACCACAGUGGGACCUGAACUUUUGAAUAAAACUGCAUAACCACUGAGAAACAUUA